Messenger RNA from Cornus florida, 3071 nucleotides. RefSeq names its product pentatricopeptide repeat-containing protein At4g33990. Bases 464 to 2923 code for a protein of 819 amino acids. The transcript has 3 exons. NCBI's taxonomy places the organism in Eukaryota, Viridiplantae, Streptophyta, Magnoliopsida, Cornales, Cornaceae. The record is from RefSeq and is a predicted model, not a curated record. Gene Ontology annotation, molecular function: RNA binding; zinc ion binding; protein binding. Gene Ontology annotation, biological process: RNA modification.
GUGCAUCAAAACGGCGCAGUCUUAAUUCCCUCUCUCUCUCACAAACCCUAAUCCCCAAAACCUGAGUGCUGACCGUUAUUUGCUUAUCACAACUCUGUCUCUCUCACACACACAAACCCUAACCCCUAAAACAGGGCCGGCCCUGGCCCAAGGCGACCAAGGCGGUCGCCUUGGGCCUCAGAUUUUAGAGGGCCUCAAGGGAUGGAAAAAAUAAAAAAUAAAAAUAAGUUAGGGCAAGUUUCAGACGAUACAAUCUGCUUCGACACUCCGCAGGGCGCCUCCGCUAUCUCCUCAGGUGACAAGGGCCUCACAUUUGAAAGUUCGCCUAAGGCGUCUCAAAAUAUUCGGAAUCUCAGGGCCAGCCCUGCCCUAAAACCUCUCUGCUGGUCGCUUAUAUAUGUUCUGUUCACAGCCAGCCAUUCCGACUUCAUUUAUCGUCUGAUAUUGCCGUGAACUUACAUGUAUGUUCAGAUUGGUGCCAUCCUGUAAAUGUAGGCAUUUUCAGAAGUAUAUUCCAUUCCUUCAAACCCCUAACUGGUCAUAUUCCACCACUGCAAGUUGUUUAUUAAUUCCUUCACAUGGCAUUGAGAACAAGAACAAAGAGAUUAAUUUUGAGCUUUUAUUCCACUCAUGCACCAAAACCCACCUUGCUAAGCACCUUCACGCCCUUCUUAUUGUGUCGGGGAAGGUUCAAAGUACUUUUAUUGCCAGUAGACUCCUUAAUCUUUAUGCCAAUCUUGGCGAUGUUUCUUUGUCCCGUGGCACCUUUGAUCAGAUCCCAGAAAGGGAUGUCUAUACCUGGAACUCCAUGGUGUCUACUUAUGUUCGCAAUGGUCGUUUCUCUGAAGCUGUAAAGUGUUUGUAUGAAAUGUUACUGACAUCUAAAGUUCGGCCUGACUUCUAUACUUUUCCUCCGGCGUUAAAAGCUUGUGGUAAUUUACUUGAUGGGAAGAAGAUACAUGGCUGGGUUUUCAAAUUGGGUUUUGAAUGGGAUGUCUUUGUGGCUGCUUCCUUGGUGCAUAUGUACUGCCGAUUUGGUUCUGUAGUUGUUGCCAAUAAAAUAUUUAAUAAUAUGCCAUUUCGAGAUAGGGGUUCUUGGAAUGCCAUGAUUUCUGGGUUUUGUCAAAAUGGAAAUGCUGCAGAGGCUUUGAGUGUCUUGGAUGAAAUGAGAUUGGAGGGGAUGAAAAUGGAUUCAGUUACUGUUUCGACUAUUCUUCCUAUUUGUGCACAAAUGGAUGAUAUCUUACAUGGAAGGUUGAUCCAUUUGUAUGUCAUAAAGAAUGGAUUGGAGUUUGAUGUGUUUGUGUCCAAUGCCUUGAUUAACAUGUAUUCUAAAUUCGGUAACUUGGGGCACGCACGGGAGGUUUUUAAUCAAAUGAUGGAAAGAGAUUUGGUGUCUUGGAACUCCAUAAUUGCUGCAUAUGAGCAGAAUGGUGAUCCUAAUACAGCAAUUAAGUUCUUUCAGGAGAUGCAGUUCUAUAAAAUUCAGCCUGAUUUUUUGACACUGGUGAGCUUAGCUUCUAUUAUUGGGCAGUUUGGAGACUGUCCAAGUAGCAGAUCUGUUCAUGGAUUCAUCCUGAGGAGAUGUUGGAUUAUGGAAGAUGUUGUCAUUGGAAAUGCAGUUGUGGAUAUGUACUCGAAGUUGGGUAUUGUAGAUUAUGCGCGUAAAGUUUUUGAAGAAAUUCCUUUCAAAGAUGUGAUUUCGUGGAACACCAUGAUCACGGGUUAUGGCCAAAAUGGUUUUGCUAGUGAGGCCAUUGAAGUAUACUGCAUGAUGGAAGAGUUCGAGGGCCUCACACCAAACGAAGGUACUUGGGUAAGCAUUUUACCAGCUUACUCUCAUGUUGGAGCCUUGCAACAGGGUAUGAAAACUCAUGGACGGGUGUUAAAAACCGGUCUCGACUUGGACAUCUUUGUUGGUACUUGCCUUGUUGACCUUUAUGGAAAAUGUGGGCGACUGGAUAAUGCAAUGUCUUUAUUCAAUGAAAUACCCAGGAUGAGUUCGGUCCCUUGGAAUGCCAUAAUUUCUUGUCAUGGAAUUCAUGGGCAUGGUGAGACAUCUCUGCAACUAUUCAGAGGUAUGCUGGAUGCGGGAGUGAAGCCGGAUCAUGUAACCUUUUUAUCUCUAUUAACAGCUUGUAGUCAUUCAGGGUUAGUUGAUCAGGGUCAGUGGUGCUUUCAUGUAAUGCAAGACUAUGGUAUUAAACCUAGUUUGAAACACUAUGGCUGCAUGGUAGACUUGCUUGGUAGAGGUGGAUAUUUAGGAAAGGCAUAUGAUUUCAUAGAGAGUAUGCCUAUAAAGCCUGAUGCUUCAAUUUGGGGAGCUCUUCUUGGUGCUUGUAGGGUCCAUGGAAAUGUUGAGUUGGGAAAAUUUGCUUCAGAUCAAUUGUUUGAAGUUGAUUCGGAGAAUGUUGGCUACUAUGUUUUGUUGUCAAAUAUCUAUGCAAAUGUUGGGAAAUGGGAGGGAGUGGAUGAAGUUAGAGCAUUGGCUAGAGACAGAGGAUUGAGGAAGACUCCAGGAUGGAGCUCAAUUGAACUGAAUAACAGGAUUGAAGUCUUUUAUACUGCAAACCAAUCCCAUCCCAGGUGUGUGGAGAUAUACAAGGAGCUGCAGAUUUUAAAUGCCAAAACGAAGAGUCUGGGUUAUAUUCCGGACUAUAGCUUUGUGUUGCAGGACGUUGAGGAAGAUGAGAAGGAGCACAUCCUUACAAGUCAUAAUGAAAGAUUGGCUAUUGCAUAUGGAAUUAUCAGCACACCUCCUAAGAGUACUAUUAGAAUCUUUAAGAACUUGCGGGUUUGUGGGGAUUGCCACAAUUUUACUAAAUUCAUCUCGAAGAUUACUGAAAGGGAGAUUACUGUGAGGGACUCUAACCGUUUCCAUCACUUCAAAGAUGGCACUUGUACUUGUGGAGAUUUUUGGUGACAUGAAGUAUUGAUAUAUUGGAUGACAUGAAUUUUUGAUAUAUUAUUCAGAAACCCGAUAAGUCAGAUCGUUGUCAGUGUUAGUCUUAUACAAAGGGUAAGAACAUCAACUGCAAUGAGAAUCAGAUUUAUAAAUUGUUUUUCUCUAA